Eimeria maxima is the source of this 297-nucleotide messenger RNA. RefSeq names its product C-Myc binding protein, putative. Gene Ontology annotation, molecular function: transcription coactivator activity. The coding region runs from base 1 to 297 and encodes 98 amino acids. Gene Ontology annotation, cellular component: nucleus. The record is from RefSeq and is a predicted model, not a curated record. The transcript is spliced from 2 exons. Lineage: Eukaryota; Apicomplexa; Conoidasida; Eucoccidiorida; Eimeriidae. Gene Ontology annotation, biological process: regulation of DNA-templated transcription.
AUGAAUGCCAAAACAGAUCAAGGAGAAGGGGGAAAAGCAGCCUUUAGGAAGUAUUUAGAGGACCAUGGAGUCAUUCGUCAGCUGACACGCGUCCUCGUGGGGCUGUAUGAGACUCCUGAGCGUCCACUGAACGCGCUCGACUACAUCAAAAGGCACCUUGGAGCACCUACAGGUGUGGAGGUGGACGCACUCCGCUCAGAGGUGCAAAAUUUGACGAGGGAGAAUGCUGCGUUAAAGAGUAAGGUGGAAUCAUUGCAGCAAGAAGUGGAACUUCUGCAGAGGGAACUCGCAGAUUAG